AUGGUGCCUUCGCUGUCCUCAACAAGAGGCAGUAGCGAUGAAUCUUCACCUGCAUUCGCAGCCCCACCUCCACCUCCUCCGAUAUCAGCACCCGCUGCGACACUCGGUCGACACAGCUCAUCUGAGCCUGCCUCGACCGCUCUCAAACCACCGCCGAUACACCCCGAUGACGAACCAGAGAUACAGUCCCUGUUGGAGAAGCACGCUGACCAUGAUGACGAGGACACCAACUCCGACGACGACGAGGCCGAUCAACUGGCCAUGACCGACGCGCACUCGAGUCUGCCUGGCUUCAAGGCGCUCUCGGGUCGUGAUUCGUCCGAGCGCAAGCAGGCGAUGACAAGUACAGACACAAUACCAGGUCGGCAUCGCAAGAGUACCAGCUCGAGCAUGGAUAGUUGGAAUUCGGAACGUCAAAAAGCGACGCUGAUGCGGGAAAUGUUGCUUCAGGUGAGCCAGCAUCAUCCAUGCUUCGGCCCAAGUUUUUCUUUCCUGACUCGGAUCCGAUUUACGAGGCAGACUUUCCCCGUUCUGUUGCUGUGCAUGGUCACGGCGCUCGUGGUCGGAGAACUGCUCGAGCACAUGCAACAGUGGAGGGUCUUUGUUCGCAUCGAGGAACUCUUCAUCCUCAUCCCCAUCCUCCUCAACCUGAAAGGCAAUCUCGGCAAGUUUGUUCUCUCGUCUGGCUGCAAGGUAAACUGCCUGCCGCUAAGCUCUUCUCAACCAUGCCCGACCCGCCCACAGAGAUGAACUUAGCUGCUCGUUUCUCGACCUCGGCCAACAUCGGAGAACUCGAUCUCCGGCCCACGCGCCGAGCCUUGGUCCUCGGCAACCUCGCACUCAUCCAAGUCCAAGCACUCAUCGUAUCCCUCAUAUCUGGUCUGCUCGCCUUUAUCCUCGGCGUCAUGUCACGUAGUGGGGUCCAACACCAUCUCCAACAUCCGGUCCAUAAGCUUGGUCAAGCUGAGCAUCUGAGAGGGGGCUAUUUCGAGGCCUUGUUGGUGUUGUGCGUGAGCAUGCUUGCCGCGGGGCUGAGCUCGGCUAUUCUAGGCGGCUUCAUGUGCGCGCUCGUCGUGCUCUGUAGGAGGCUCAAGAUAAAUCCUGGUCAGUCCAAGGUACGCAUCUCAUCGGGAUUUGCAUGUCCUCACCGUACUCGGAGCCCACAGAUAAUCUGGCGACCCCACUCGCUUCGGCUCUUGGGGACAUGGUCACACUUGUUCUCCUCGGUGGCCUCUCCUCUUUAUUCGCCUUGUUCAUGGGUGAGCUAGGCAGACGCACAGGACAACUCAGAUCUCAGCAUAGGUUGACGAAUGUCUCACUUCCUGCGCAGGCACGCUCGUCUCGACCGCGGUCUUUCUGCUGCUGCUGGUCGCGAUCGCGGUCAACGUGGUGCUGACAUUCCGAAACACCUACGUCCAAGAGUUGCUGACGGUCGGAUGGGCACCGCUCUUCAUCGCCAUGGCCAUCUCAUCGUGCGUUGCAUCCUUUAUUGCUGCAUCACCGCCUCUUUCUGACUCGACUCUUGUCUCUUCUGAACGUAGUGGCUCUGGUUUGGUGCUCGAAGCCUACGUCAAUCGAUUCGAAGGCUUCGCUCUGUUUGCCCCCGUUUUCACCGCGCUCUCUGGAUCCGCCGGCGCGAUCUUCGUCUCACGCAUCUCGACGGCGCUACAUUCGUCGCACCGGGAACCGUACGGUCUGGUCGCGUUCGCCUUAUUCGCUCUGACGACGCCGGUGAUGUGGAUCUUGUUACCGUUCGCUUGGAUCACGGGCGUCAAGAUGAGUUGGACUUUUAUUGGCGCGUUCUUGGUCGCGACCGUUGUACAGGUACGAGACACACACCUGAAUUCAUCGCGCGGCUCUCGAAGUGGAGAAAGCGCUGAUGCAACUGUAUUCAUGUGCGCAGAUGGUCGUCUCGCUCGCUUUGGCGUACUACACCGCGACAACGUUAUGGAAACUCGACUACGAUCCGGACGUGUACGCCUUGCCUCUCCUUUCUUCGUUCCUUGACGUGACGGGUCAACUCGCCCUUGUGGCGGCUUUUACGGUCGCUGGUGGGAUGGGAUCUAAAGUAGUAUCUGGGGAGGCGGUGGAAGGUGUUGUGGGCACGAUCGCGACGACAGAAGAGGUGACGACGAUUGCGGAGUGGGGGGAGAGGGUUUUCAGGAGGUGGUGGGUGGGAUGA
Microbotryum saponariae is the source of this 2182-nucleotide messenger RNA. The record is from the annotation of a GenBank genome assembly. NCBI's taxonomy places the organism in Eukaryota, Fungi, Basidiomycota, Microbotryomycetes, Microbotryales, Microbotryaceae.